Molecule: messenger RNA, 630 nt
Organism: Acytostelium subglobosum LB1
Lineage: Eukaryota; Evosea; Eumycetozoa; Acytosteliales; Acytosteliaceae
Exons: 2
Molecular function (GO): metalloendopeptidase activity
Source: RefSeq, a predicted model, not a curated record
AUAGGGGUUUUUGUUGUUUGGUCAGUUGUGGCUGAGGUUGCUGGGUCCGAUCAGCGCUCAAUGGGCGAGAUUUGUGAAGAGUGGCCUUUAACAUCGUGCAAGAUCAUGUUCCACGCACUCAAGAGGUUAUCUUGGAACAAACUAGUGAUCAAACCACUGAAUGACAGACAGGCCUACACCAUUACCGGCAACGCUCAGAAGAAGGACUCGUUCGAUAUUAUGAAGACGACGAUCGAUAUUCUCAAGGCUGUCGUUGCGGCCAAUGGAGAGAGCCCAUUGGACUCUUUGAUUUAUGGACCAAUCAUAGCACUCAACCAAAUUGAAGAGCCACACAGCUAUCAGCAUCCAGGAGGUGGAUACGGUUCAGGCAAAGCAGGAGUUGGUGAUCAACAAAUAUCCGGUAUAUUCAUCCAUGAGAUGGGUCAUUCCUUGGAUCUUCAGCAUUCCGCUGAAUUCCCUAAUAGGUACCCAUAUCCAAAGGGUAGUUUACUGGGAAGUGCACCUGGAUUCAAUGUGAUUCAUAAUGAGUUCCUCGAGACAAUAUUCCGCCAACAGCAAAGCUCUACCCUGGUUGUCAGGGCAAAUCGGACUUUCAAAAGCAAGAUGGCGAGUGUGUCAAGCAGGAUGUGA